This is a messenger RNA of Rubroshorea leprosula, 1329 nucleotides long. Lineage: Eukaryota; Viridiplantae; Streptophyta; Magnoliopsida; Malvales; Dipterocarpaceae. The record is from the annotation of a GenBank genome assembly.
CUUCGGCCAUCCGUUUUCUCGCUAUAUUCUCAGCCACUUCAUCUCAAGCGUGAAGUCAACCUCUUGUUCGUUCCGAUUCCCUCAUCAUCUUCGAACAAUUGACGGUCUCCACGAUUUUUGAAUUUAUCGAGAUGGGGAGUGGACCAGCACCAUUUGUAGAUAUUGGCAAAAGAGCAAAAGACCUGUUGACCAAAGAUUACAACUUUGACCAGAAGUUUACCCUCUCAAUGCUGGGAUCUACUGGAAUUGGUCUUACAGCUACAGGUUUGAAGAGGGACCAAAUUUUUUUUGGCGACAUAAAUACUGUUUACAAGAGUGGAAGUACCACAGUGGAUGUGAAAGUGGAUACCUAUUCUAAUGUGUCUACAAAGGUGACUGUCAAUGAUCUUUUUCCAAAUUCCAAGGUGGCUUGUAGCUUCAAAAUUCCUGAUCACAAGUCUGGCAAGCUGGAGGUCCAUUACCUUCAUCAUCAUGCUGCUGUUGAUUCUAGCAUCGGCCUCAAUCCAACUCCAGAUUUGGAGCUUUCAGCAGCAAUUGGAAGCAAGGAUCUUGCUUUGGGUGGUGAAAUUGGAUUUGAUACAGCUUCUGCUUCUUUUACUAAGUACAAUGCUGGGAUCGGCUUCAACAAGCCAGAUUUUUCUGCUGCCCUUUUCUUAACGGAUAAAGGACAAGCAGUGAAGGCAUCCUACAUCCAUUCUGUGAACCCCUUCACCUCAAUUGCUGCUGAAAUGACUCAUAGAUUUUCAACCUAUGAAAACAGCUUCACCAUUGGAAGUUCCCAUGCAGUGGAUCCUCUCACAGUUGUGAAGACCCGGUUCUCUAACAAUGGGAAGGCUGCACUGUUAUGCCAGCAUGAGUGGAGGCCUAAAUCGCUGAUAACAGUUUCAACAGAGUAUGACUCAAAGUCCAUUAAUGCUGCCCCGAAGAUGGGGCUUACACUUGCACUCAAGCCUUGACAUUGUUCACAUAGCUCAAAUGGGGCUAAGCCAUUUGAGUUCAAUCGUUUGAAUUUUUCUACAAUUUUUUUGCCAAACACAAGGAGGGUGGUGUUCUACCCAGAUUACUGUAUUGGAAAGCCGUAAAGGUAGCCGAUGUGUUGAUGAAUGUUCUUAGAAUCUUAAACACUGGUGGGAAAAUUGAACCCGAUUUUGAAAAAUGUUAUAAUGAUAACAUUACACAAAUUUUCUUGAAUGUUAUAAUGCUAACAUUGGAGCAUCUCUCUCAAACUCUUAUCUGAAUAAGGAUGGUAAUUUUUCUGAAAAAAAUAAAGUUAAUGGAGAGAGACGUUUCUUGGAAAUUGUCAGGGUUGAAUGAAUAUGAAAGUGCAAC